Messenger RNA from Dicrocoelium dendriticum, 960 nucleotides. NCBI's taxonomy places the organism in Eukaryota, Metazoa, Platyhelminthes, Trematoda, Plagiorchiida, Dicrocoeliidae. The record is from the annotation of a GenBank genome assembly.
AUGCGUGUGGGAUCAGCCGUCCCCGGCUCUUCAUCUUUACUGGACAUGCGAUCGGUCAACUGCUCCUCUGCCGCCGCUCGAACUCGUCUCCGACAGCGACAGGCCUUCGGUCCGCCGUGUACUUCCGGUCAACCAUCUCAUGUUCUUGUGCACGUUACAGGUUUUGUUCGACCCAUGGGGUCCGUUCACGGACCACCGAAACCUGAUACCCAUACUAGUAACGGACGAUCAGCUGUGUCCCAGUCUUAUCCUCUCUACGACGGCUUCGCCCCAGAGGAUGCUGAUUUUGCAGCUCAGAACACUGGUGCUAACGGAUCCAACCAAACGGAAUCGGACAAAGUUUCUGAUCCGCAAAUACCGCGCUGUCUCGUUGCUCUUGCCCGCUUGCAGGUCAACAACAGACCAGAUGCAGUGGACUUGUCUCCCUAUCGCUUACAGGAGUUUUUCACUCGCCUGUCUUCUGACACUCGGAUAACGUUCUGUGAUCAACGCGUUCAAAACGUCCUCGGAGUCGAGACAGAUGAAGUGCUCGGACGUCCGUUUGUGGACUUACUCGAGUCCAACAAAGAAAAGACCGAUUUCCAAGAGUUAUUCGAAAGGGCUUGGAAAUUCAAAGGGGAGGUGUUCUCCUUGAUUCUGACCCUUAGGGGCAAACGUUCAGAUGAUCCGGUGUCUGUCAGAUGCAAUCUGUUUGGCUUCACAAAUCCGUUCAGUGAAGAAGUGGAAUACAUCGUAUGUACGGUAAUCUCCAUGAAAUCUUUUCAGAACUCCUCUAUGGUCACUUCCAACAGUUCCCAUACUGCGGCCGGUGGUACUUCAUCAGAUCUUGCAGUUCGCCUGGGUCAACCAUCCGGAAUUUACGACCCCUCUCAUGCGGCUGACCAGUCCCAUGUGCCUUCAGCAUUCCCUUUGUCGUGUGAGUUACAAGACGUGGCACAGCAUUUCCAAAAGAUUUCUUAA